AUGGCACUCCCGCCACACAUCCCUGGUCCUGACUGUCUUCGCCCAUUCACUCGCGAGUCCCUUGCAGCAAUAGAGAAGCGGAUUGCUGAGCAGGAAGAAAAGAAACUGAAGCACCAUGAGGAGAUCCAUGAGGAAAUAGUACCACGCAAACCCCGCAGUGACCUGGAGCAAGGGAGAAACCUUCCACUCAUUUAUGGGGACCCUCCACCAGAACUCCUCGGGGUAGCCCUGGAAGACUUGGACCCAUUCUACAAUGAUCAGAAAACAUACAUCCUUCUCAGCAAGGGAAAGGCCAUUUUCCGGUUCAGUGCCACCCCUGCACUUUAUAUGUUGGAUCCUUUUCACCCUAUCCGGAGGGGUGCCAUUCAAGUGCUUAUACAUUCAUUAUUCAGCAUGUUUAUCAUGAUAACCAUCUUAACCAACUGUGUCUUCAUGGCUAUGAGUGACCCACCACCAUGGGCCAAGAAUGUGGAAUACACUUUUACUGGCAUUUAUACCUUUGAGUCUAUGAUCAAGAUACUCGCCCGGGGAUUCUGCAUUGACAACUUUACAUUCCUGCGAGAUCCAUGGAACUGGUUGGAUUUCAGUGUCAUCGUUAUGGCUUAUCUUACAGAAUUUGUAGAUUUGGGCAACGUCUCUGCUCUACGGACGUUCCGUGUUCUCAGAGCACUUAAAACCAUUACUGUCAUUCCAGGGCUAAAAACUAUUGUGGGUGCCUUGAUCCAGUCUGUGAAGAAGCUCUCUGAUGUCAUGAUCCUCACAGUGUUCUGCUUGGCUGUCUUUGCUCUCAUUGGGUUGCAACUUUUCAUGGGGAACCUGCGGCAAAAGUGUGUCCGGUGGCCACCGUUUACCAAUGACACACUGCAAGAAGUUGCCUUUGGGCUAGAUAGUGAUCCUUUUGGCAACACUACUCUGUAUGGCAAUAGCACUGGAUAUGAUGGCGACACCAUUCUGAGUAGCAAUGAGACCUUUGACUGGGAUGAAUAUAUCCACAAUGAAGAGAAUUUCUAUUUCCUCGAUGGUGCACUUGAUGCUCUGCUCUGUGGGAACAGCUCAGAUGCUGGAAAAUGUCCAGAGGGGUAUCUUUGCAUGAAAGCUGGCCGGAACCCAAACUAUGGCUACACAAGCUAUGACACUUUCAGCUGGGCCUUUCUUGCUCUCUUCCGCCUCAUGACUCAGGACUAUUGGGAGAACCUUUUCCAACUGACUCUGCGAGCAGCUGGAAAAACAUAUAUGAUUUUUUUUGUCGUGAUCAUAUUCUUGGGCUCCUUCUAUCUCAUUAACCUGAUCCUGGCUGUGGUAGCAAUGGCCUAUGCUGAUCAGAAUGAACAAACAUUGCUGGAGGAACAAGAGAAAGAGGCGGAAUUCCAGCAGAUGUUGGAACAGCUGAAGAAGCAUCAGGAAGAACAACAAAGGCUGCUUCAGGAGCAGGCAGCAAACAGCAGCUCUGCAGAGAGUAUUAUAGUGGAGAAGAAGGGAGAGUCAGAUCAAGAUGGGCACAGUGAUCAAGAUGGGCCAAAAGACUGCAAUGGGCAGGUCGUCCCACGCUUGGUGCUGGAGCGGUCAGCCACAGUGGAUGAGUCAGAUCCAAUGGAGGGACAUGAGAAGUCUGAUCAGAACCACCUACAGGUGACAGGUCUGGAGAAGCGAGCCCAGAGUGCCCUCAGUGUAGUCUCCAAUACCCUGGAAGAACUGGAAGAAGCACAUCAAAAGUGUCCACCAUGGUGGUACAAGUUUGCUCACACCUUCCUUAUAUGGAACUGUUGUCCACCGUGGAUAAAGCUGAAAGAGUUUCUGAAGCUCAUUGUCAUGGACCCCUUUGUUGAUUUGGGGAUCACCAUCUGCAUUGUUCUCAACACAGUUUUCAUGGCCAUGGAACACUACCCAAUGACUGAAGAAUUCAACAAUGUAUUGACUGUGGGCAAUCUGGUCUUCACAGGGAUAUUCACAGCUGAGAUGGUGCUAAAAUUGAUUGCUCUUGACCCUUAUGAAUACUUCCAGGUGGGAUGGAAUAUCUUUGACAGCAUCAUUGUCACCCUCAGCUUGGUUGAGCUUGGCCUUGCCAAUGUCCAGGGUUUGUCUGUUCUACGUUCUUUCCGUCUGAUGAGGGUUUUCAAGCUUGCCAAAUCCUGGCCAACUCUCAACAUGCUGAUCAAGAUCAUAGGCAACUCAGUGGGUGCCCUGGGCAACCUUACUCUGGUGCUGGCCAUCAUCGUUUUCAUCUUUGCUGUAGUGGGCAUGCAGCUAUUUGGAAAAAGCUACAUGGAGUGUGUCUGCAAGAUUUCCUCCGAUUGUGAGCUGCCGCGCUGGCACAUGCAUGACUUCUUCCACGCCUUCCUUAUUGUCUUCCGCAUCCUCUGUGGGGAAUGGAUUGAGACCAUGUGGGACUGCAUGGAAGUGGCUGGACAGACUUUGUGCCUCAUUGUCUUCAUGAUGGUCAUGGUCAUUGGGAACUUAGUGGUCCUGAACCUUUUCUUGGCUUUGCUGCUGAGCUCCUUCAGCGCUGAUAGUCUGGCAGCAUCCGAUGAUGAUGGCGAGAUGAACAAUUUGCAGAUUGCUAUUGGCAGAAUCACACGAGGGAUUGACUAUGUAAAGAAGCAUGUCCUUCUGCUGCUUCACAGGGAACUGAAAGAGAAGACAGAGCCACCAACUGAAGACCAGGAUGACAACAAGAAGGAAAAUUUUGUUCUCAACCAUAUGAACACAGGCCAGGACUUCAAAUCAGAAUUCAUGGAUGGCAUAUCCAAAAAAGAAGGCCAGGAUUUCAAGUCAGACUAUAUGGAUGGCAUAUCCAAAAAAGAAGGCCAGGACUUCAGAUCAGUAUAUAUGGAUGGGAUACGCAGAAAAGAGACAUUCAUUGAUGAACUGGAACAAAUGAACUUCAUUAACAAUCCUAAUUUGACCAUACAUGUCCCAAUAGCCUCCGAGGAAUCUGAUCUUUAUGAUGAAACUGACACCGGUGAAGAGACUGCAGAAGAAACCAAAGACAUCAAGAAGCCGCUACCAGAUGGAACUGAAUCUUCCAUAUGCAGCACUGUUGAUUACAAGCCCCCAGAUCCUGAGGAGGAGGAGGAGGUGGCUGAGGAGGCUGUGCAGGAAGAAGGGCCAGAGGAAUGCUUCACUGAAGCCUGCGUUGGGAGAUGUCCUUGUCUGUAUGUUGAUAUCAAAACAGAAAAAGGAAAGAAGUGGUGGAAUCUUCGGAAGACAUGCUUCAAGAUUGUGGAGCACAACUGGUUUGAGAGUUUCAUCAUCUUCAUGAUCCUCCUCAGCAGUGGAGCCCUGGCUUUUGAAGACAUUUACAUAGGGCAACGACAGACAAUCCGCAUCAUCUUGGAAUAUGCUGACAAAGUCUUUUCGUAUGUUUUUGUUAUUGAAAUGCUGCUGAAAUGGGUGGCCUAUGGAUUCAAGGUCUACUUCACCAAUGCCUGGUGCUGGCUUGAUUUCCUUAUUGUUGAUGUCUCCCUCAUUAGUCUGACAGCAAACUGGUUAGGCUAUUCAGAACUGGGACCCAUCAAAUCUCUAAGGACACUCCGAGCACUGAGACCUCUUCGGGCCCUGUCCAGAUUUGAAGGCAUGCGGGUGGUUGUAAAUGCCCUUCUAGGGGCCAUUCCAUCCAUUAUGAAUGUCCUCUUGGUCUGCCUGAUCUUCUGGCUCAUCUUCAGCAUCAUGGGGGUCAACCUCUUUGCAGGGAAAUAUUACCGUUGUGUCAAUACUACCACGGGUGACCUCUUUGAUAUCAGUGAAGUGAACAACAAGAGUGACUGCAUGAACCUCCUUAACAUAGGAAAUGUCACAGAUGUCCGUUGGGUCAACGUCAAGGUCAAUUUUGACAACGUGGGCCUAGGCUAUCUCUCACUUUUGCAAGUGGCCACCUUCAAGGGCUGGAUGGACAUCAUGUAUGCAGCUGUUGACUCCCGUGAGAUGGAGGAACAACCUCAGUAUGAAGUGAAUCUCUACAUGUAUCUCUAUUUUGUCAUCUUUAUCAUCUUUGGGGCUUUCUUCACUCUUAAUCUUUUUAUUGGUGUCAUCAUCGACAAUUUCAACCAGCAGAAGAAAAAGUUUGGAGGAAAGGACAUCUUCAUGACAGAAGAGCAAAAGAAAUACUACAAUGCUAUGAAGAAACUGGGUUCAAAAAAGCCGGUGAAACCCAUUCCAAGACCCCAGAACAAAUAUCAAGGGAUGAUCUUUGACUUUGUGACCCAGCAAGCUUUUGAUAUAGUCAUCAUGAUCCUCAUUUGUCUUAACAUGGUGACGAUGAUGGUGGAAACAGAUGACCAAAGUGAAACCAAAAUAAACAUCCUCUUCCAAAUCAACCUGAUCUUCAUUGUCGUCUUCACAGCUGAGUGCUUCCUCAAGAUGAUUGCCCUGCGGUACUACUUCUUCACUAUUGGCUGGAACAUCUUUGACUUUGUUGUAGUCAUUCUUUCCAUUGUAGGACUUGUUCUCUCAGACAUCAUUGAGAAGUACUUUGUGUCACCUACCCUCUUCAGGGUAAUCCGUCUGGCUAGAAUUGGGCGUGUUCUCCGGCUGAUCCGAGGAGCAAAAGGCAUCCGGACGCUUCUCUUUGCCUUGAUGAUGUCCCUGCCAGCACUUUUCAACAUUGGCCUUCUGCUCUUCCUGGUCAUGUUCAUUUAUUCCAUUUUUGGGAUGUCAAACUUUGCUUAUGUCAAGAAGGAAUCUGGCGUUGAUGACAUCUUUAAUUUUGAGACUUUUGGCAAUAGCAUCAUCUGCCUUUUCCAGAUCACCACAUCAGCUGGUUGGGAUGGCUUAUUGAAUCCCAUCCUGAAUAGUGGUCCCCCAGACUGUGAUCCUCAUCUGGAGAACCCUGGCAGUGACGUGAAGGGAGACUGUGGCAAUCCUGGCAUGGGGAUCUGCUUUUUCUGCAGCUACAUCAUUGUUUCCUUCUUGAUUGUGGUCAACAUGUACAUUGCUAUCAUCCUGGAGAACUUCAAUGUAGCCACAGAGGAGAGUGCUGAGCCUCUGUGUGAAGAUGACUUUGAAAUGUUCUAUGAGACAUGGGAGAAGUUUGACCCUGAUGCCACACAGUUCAUUGAUUAUAGCACACUCUCUGACUUUGCAGACACUUUGCAAGAACCUCUGCGAAUUGCUAAACCGAACAAGAUCAAGUUGAUCACAAUGGACUUACCCAUGGUUCCUGGGGAUAAGAUACAUUGUUUGGAUAUCCUCUUUGCACUUACCAAAGAAGUGCUGGGGGACUCUGGUGAAAUGGAUGCUCUGAAGGAAUCAAUGGAGGAGAAAUUCAUGGCUAACAAUCCCUCAAAGGUGUCUUAUGAACCAAUUACCACCACGCUGAAAAGGAAGCAUGAGGAAGUGUGUGCCAUCAAAAUCCAACGGGCAUUCCGACGAUAUCUACUAAAGCGGUCAGUGAAGCAGGCCUCUUACAUAUACAGACAUAGUCAAGAUGAAGAUACCUUGGCAGAAGGGGCCCCAGAGAAAGAAGGAUUGAUUGCAAAUCGAAUGAAUGCACUCUAUGGAUCUUCAGACAUGCAAAUAGAAAGUGAAACAUCUCCAGAAGCACCUCCACCUAUUGAACUUGAGCCUAUCACCAGUCCAGAGACUACACAAGAUGCUGGUGAAUCCAAAGAGAAAGAAGAGGAACCUAAAAAAACAACAGAAGAUGAUCCCAGCAAAACUAAAGAAUCAAAGGCCACCAAACGUGAUGUAAAAGAGUCAUUUGUAUAAUGCAGGGCACUUCUGGCCAACAAUUGAUUGACUCUGGUUCCAAAAAGACUCCUCUUACAUCUCUCUCACAAGGGCCCUUCCAUAUCUUGUUGCUAUCAUGAGCUGUGUUCUCUUAACAGAGUUCAACAUCUUAACUUUGGAAGUAGAGCCUCUUCUGGUUUCUAGUAUUUCAAAUUCACCACAAUGUAGAAAGAUUAUUUUUCUUAUGAGAUGAGUAUGAAUUAUCUCUAUUGCUGGUGACAAGAAAAUGAAUUUUAUUUUUAUUUUAGCUGAUGUCUAACUUAGCAUGUCCCUGGGCCAGUUCUGAGGUUAAUUCUUUCCUAUUAGAGUUUUCAAGAGGUUUUGGAAGAAGAUGUAGAAGAGAGGGAAAUGGCCAAAGCUAUGAGUCUUGAUCAUUGCUGUGGAGUUCCAAGCUAUACAUGGAAAUAGAAGAUCAUGUCUGAGGAGCCUAACUGGAGUUGUGUAUAUUGUACAGUUAAAGAACAACUUUUAACGCAUACAAAAACCAGAUAGUGUGGCCUGAGUCAAUUGUGCAAAUUUUCCUGUGGCUGCAUAUCUUGCAUAAUUUAUUCUGCUAGUCAUGGGAACAAAGAGCUUUAUAGGAUACUGAAGCCUUGCCUUUAUAUAAGUAGACAUUGUGUACUAUAAAUGUCUGCAACACACACAGCUUCUGAGAUUUCAUCAACUUUGCUUACACAUUUUUUGAACUUUAAGGACUAGAAUUAUCCUUACUUUAUCAAAGAAAGCUCAAUUAUUAAAGUUGUUGAAUUCAGUGCCCAUUGCUCAGGUCUGCAGUUUUGUAGAAACUGCACUUGACCAUGGAAAGCAGAAUACUCAGAAUCCUAGCCACUAGAAUCUUGUCGGACAUACUUUGGAAUAGGAUGAAAAUGUUGCCUUCAGCCAUUUUCUUUUGUUUUCUAUAUGUGUCUUGAAAACCCUAGCAGUGAAAAAUGCCACUUGCAUUGGUUCUCAGACACUAGCAGCUGGAUACAGCUCUCUGCCUGACUUUCAAAAAUGUAGUUCCUAAUAUUGUUUCUGGUUAACGGACUGGUACACUUUGGCUCAGGAUUCUUUCCAGCAUGUAAAGGCAAGGUGAAGAUUAAUAUUGAAAUAACGGGGUGUUUUCCCAAACACAAACUGCGAAGUCUUAAAAACUAGUUCUAACUUGUACCUUUUGGGUAUUUGAAUGGUCUUAAACAAUUUUUAUUAGAAAAGGUUUAAAGUACAAUUCAGUCUUAACCAUUUGGACACUAUUUGAAGUUUCUUAUAAAGAAAAAAGAGCAAAAGCAUUGAAUUAAUCAGUUCUCAGGGUUUACUGUCAGCUUUGAAAUGUUUCUGAGUUAAUUCUCAACUCCACUAACAUCUAUGAAUACAAACUGCACUUUUUCUGUAUCUGCCAUGUUGGUAUUUUCUUCUUUAAAGCCAUGUCACAGCGCUGGUUUAGAAUAUUGUAUGUGCUAUGUUCUCAUCUCCCAUAAUCCAGAAAUUCUCAGCCCAUAGAGUGAGGAGGGAUGGCAUAGACGCCUGGAUGUCGCACAGUUCUUAUGCGCAAUGAGAAAAGUGGUGUUCCAGACAAAAGAACACAAUUCCUACGCUGGUGUGGUGCACCACAAAACCUGAAAGGCAGGAACCUGCCAUCUGGAUAUUACAAUAAGAUGUUUUCUUAACCACCCAACUGAAAUUAAUAGUUUCUCGGCAAAAACAAAGUAGUCUUGUGUAACUCCAUUUGUUUCAGUUGCACUUGUACAAGAUGUUCCCAGCUGUUUGUGCUCUCAGCCAUCUGUAAUGAAAUUAAGAAAACAACGGAUAAACAUGAUGUGUUAAAAACAGGGCCUACUCUUAGUUGUCUUUGUCCCUCACCAUCACCACUGGUAGCAGGUAAUUUUGACAAGGUCUAUGGCAUCUUUGCCCAGUUUAUCCCACCCUAUCUCUGGGGCAGCUAUUCUUGCCUACUGAGUAUUAUUUAUACAGAGUGGGAAGGUUAUUUGCAUACUAACAAAAAGCAUGCAAAUCAGCUAAUCCUUCCAGCUCCUAGAGAAGGUUUCCUGAGCAAUUUCAGAUUAAACCUGCAAGUGACAAAUCAUACCAGAGAUGGACAAUUCAAAGGCACUAGAAACCGAUUUGUCAUUGUAAGGGCAAGAUAUCUGGUCUGAUGUUCUUGAAGCAUUUCUAUAGCUAAAUAGUGGGUGUAUGUAAUUAGAUAUGCAUAGUUAGAGUGCCCAUAUAGUUGUGAAGUCAAACCUACCCUGUUUUGUUGAUAUCUACAAGAUAUAACUCAAGAGGUAUUGGUUUUGCCAUUUCUACUGGAACCCAUUAUGCACAGCACUGCUUCUUUGCCGUAGCUGUAGCAUUGCAAAACCACCUCUUGACGUCUCUAGAGUAGAUUGUAAAAAUGGAAAUCGAUUUAAUUAUAGAAAGUAUAUGCUACCAUUUAACCAAAUAAACUUGCAAGGUGCCUGAAACAUGAAAGAAAGGAAAACAGGAAAAUCACAUCUGGACUGAGAGGGAAUUUCAUGCGUCAUUUGAGAAGACUGGAACAGAGGGAAAUCUGAGCUUGCCCUCUGAAAGGAAAAAUAUACAAACUACCAUUUGUAUGUACAUUUAUAGACAAUUGAAAUGUGGUACACAAACCAGGAGCACAUAGAAAACCUUAUAGGCUUCCUCUUUUGAGAUUAUGCCUAUACUGUCAAUUAAUUCCUACUAUCACCCCAUACAGCUAGUUUGUGUCCAUUCAGUGUAAGAGCUCUCCUUCAGAAAACUAAUUUUGCUCAUUGGUUGUAUUUGCAGAAUCAGGGGCCCUGUCCUAAUUUCUUACCUGACAAUUUGUGAGCUGAUCACAGACAUCAAAUAUAGGUUCCGGCUCAAAGUCAACAAUGCGAAAUAUAUGCCCUUGCUUUCUUGAUGAUGCUGGAUUUUGGUUCCCAUCACUCUUCACCUGUUUGUCUGUGCUAUUUAAGACUAAUGCAGUUCCACAGAUUCUGGAGCACCAUACUUUGCCAACCCCUAACCUAAGAGCGCAUGUUCUAUCAGUCAAGUCUUAAUCUCUCCAAGUCUCUCCAAUCGAACAAUAUCCAUAAUCCAGGCUAUGGUUUUAAAACCUGAGAAUGAAAAAAACGUAAAUGUUUGCAAGCAAAACCUAUAUUAGAGAAUGGACCCUAAGUCUGGCUCCUCAUCACCAGAACUUGCUACCCUCACCUGUGAAAACAGGGUUUUUGCACAUGCCUUUAUGAAAUGAGAGGAAAAUGUUGCUAAUGAGUACAUACUUCCAAUUAAGUCACUCCCCUCAGUGAAAGAACAUUUAGAAAAGAAAAGAUAAACCUCGCUCCACUUCUGCCAUCAGAGAUCAUAAUUAUUCAGAGGAGAGAUGUGUAUGUGUUCUGGGCAGAUUGCUGGGACGUUAUCCAGCACCUUAUUGUUGAGAAUGCUGCUCUUUACAAGUGACAAAGCUGGGAUUUUCCAGUUGUCAGUCCAGUUGGAACAUCUCAGUUUUCAUCUUCACCUGGGGCAGGGGGCCCAUCCAGUAAAUGUGUCAUUUGAGACAAGGUUUCCAAUUGUGUUUACAUGUGAAGAGCUGUGGAAAGAGGACUGUUCUGUUUCAAAUGGACUGUGUUGUUUGUACAUAUGUGAUCUUCUGUGCUGAGAUAAACCCUAUCUCCAUUAGACUGUGCAAUGUUUUCUUUGUACAUUUCUUAAAAUAAAAUCUGUAAAUGAGCAACUAUUAUA
This is a messenger RNA of Sceloporus undulatus (fence lizard), 9426 nucleotides long. It is a transcript of the gene SCN4A, whose product is annotated as sodium voltage-gated channel alpha subunit 4. The coding region runs from base 1 to 5703 and encodes 1900 amino acids. Gene Ontology annotation, cellular component: plasma membrane; axon; voltage-gated sodium channel complex. The transcript has 25 exons. Lineage: Eukaryota; Metazoa; Chordata; Lepidosauria; Squamata; Phrynosomatidae. The record is from RefSeq and is a predicted model, not a curated record. Gene Ontology annotation, molecular function: voltage-gated sodium channel activity; protein binding. Gene Ontology annotation, biological process: membrane depolarization during action potential; sodium ion transmembrane transport; neuronal action potential.